Molecule: messenger RNA, 2943 nt
Organism: Theileria equi strain WA
Lineage: Eukaryota; Apicomplexa; Aconoidasida; Piroplasmida; Theileriidae
Exons: 1
Coding region: 1-2943 (980 amino acids)
Source: RefSeq, a predicted model, not a curated record
AUGACUAUUACACUGGUGAUAGAUAUACAUAACAAAUGUACCCGAGUAAAAUGUAAGUGUAAAGGAGGUGCAGGGAGUAAAAUCUCUGUAAAAGCGGGAACUGUAUCAGAUACAGACUUCAGAUAUUGUAAACACCACUCCAGAAUCUUUGUUAUUCAAAAUCUAAAUUAUGAUGGAAAGGACCUCACUACUACAGAUGAGGGUGGACCUGAACUUACCAGACAACACACUGGGAUAAAAGAUAUACACACAUACUACAGUGCUAAAUAUGACGAGGGUAAAGACUAUAUAGACAAACCUCUUCUACUUAGAAUAAAGGACGAUAAGGGGGAACAUUGGUAUUAUAAUUCAGAUGCCGAUAAUAAAGAUGAAGAUGAUGGAGAACGCAAAGGAAAACCAAACACUAGAUGGAAGAAGAUAGAUGGUGGAGAGAGAGACUUUUACGAUAAAUAUGAUAAUCCAACUCCAACAUUUAGAGAGAGGUUCAAUGAUCUCACUUGCAAACUCUUCAAUCUUCAUUCUGUCAACAUUUAUGAGGACAGGAGCUAUUCUUGUCCAUGUGGAAGUAUCAAUGUGAAUGUUGUUGAAAAUGAAGGUAGUGGUAUUCCUGGACAUACCAAAUACAAACAUGAAUACGGUACAGGUGUAAAUUUUGCUAGGUACAAAGAUACAGCUCUCAAGUUUAAAUAUGAAGGCAACUAUGGAGAAUUUUCACUUGACAAAGACACUCCUCACCUCACAGUAUAUUACAGUGAAGAAGACAAGGAGCGUGAGAGACCCCUACUCAUGGACGUUUAUGCCUUUGGUAAUACACCAAUUUCUCUUUUUAAUAUUGGAAAAACUGACAACAGUGAGUGGAGUGUGAUCUUUGGUGAAGAUAGUUUGCCAACCCUUUCUGGUCAUGAACUUGAGAAAAAACUUAAAGAGCUCACCUGUAAAUUUUUCAAAUCAGCAGACAUAAAUGACUACUGUAAAAAGGAAUGGUGUAGGAAUGAUCUAGGACUUCAAUGCCGAAAUGGAAAUGAAGAGGAGGAACCAGAACAACCAGAACGAAAAGAACCAUUACGUUCUGAAAGUCCUGAUGUAGGACUAGACCAAACUGGAGCUGGCGAAAAAGAUGAAUCUAGUGAUAAGGAAGAAGAUUCACUUACACAAGGUGCUCCUGGUCUCCCUGGUGGUCCAAGCGGAUCUGAAGGGCUAUUUAGUAAAGAGUUAUGGGAUACAGUUGGAGCAGCAGCUGGAACUGUUCUUACAGCUUCUGGUUCUGUAGUAGGUAAAUCCAUUGUAGCUGGUGCACUUGGUACGGUUGGAUUAGGUGCAGCUCUUGAACUGGCUAAAACUGUUCUUAAUACUUCUGUUAAUGCUGCCGCUCCUAAAGCUCCUCAAGUUGAUUCUACUAAUUCUGGAACUACUAAUGCUUCUGAUGCUUCUCAACCUCAAAAUCAAGGUACUUCUAGUCUAUCUACUAUUGAAGGGCCUACUACAGGACAACAACUACAUAAUGUUGAAAACCCUACUGAAGAACAUUCUGAAGUAAAGCCUGAAGUAGUAAUAGUACCUAAAAACAAAGUCGAGAAUGAGAGUGAACAUGCUACUGAGCGAGAGAACGAAGGUAGAAGUCCUCAACCUAAAGAUGAUAAAAAUAGUGAAAAUAGUGUUCCUGGACCUAAAAAACCUCAAGAACCUGAAACUAAGGAUGAUGGCGUAGAAGUUGCUGGAGAAACUCCUGGUCAAGACGGUAGUCGACCCGUUAGUGGUAAAAGUGGAGGACCAGAUAAGUUAUCUGGAUUAGGAGAGGAAUCUUUGAACAACAUUUACACAGGAUUUCCUAGUUCGCGUUCUACUACUUAUGGUGGAUAUGUUGUCUAUGAGAAUUAUGAUAGAGAAAAAUACGGAGGUAUUUCUCCUGUUAUUGUAGAUAUACCCAUCACUACCACUACUCCUCUUAUUUUUACUUCUCAAACCCAGUCUCUUCUUACCGCUGAACCUACUGCUUUUACUCCUCUUACUCUUUAUGUUAAUCCCCCUCUUCAUAACUCUACUGCUCCUAAAGAUUCUCAACAAGGUGGACCUCAAGGUACUCUACCUGAAGAUCAAAAUCAAGAUGGUCCUAGUAAACCUGAACAAGCUGCUGAUAAUUCUCAAGGUGUAGAUACUCUUCCUGGAGGCGGACAAGAUAUUGGUGGACAGGUCAGAAUUGGUAAUACUAAUCUUCAGCCUAGUGAUAAAGAUGUUAAAAUCCAAAACAUUUAUGGUGAAAACGGACUAGCUACUUUCAAUGACAAUGGAACAAUAUUUGCUGUUCUAGGUGCUCCUGCUGGUUAUGGAGACGGUGAUCCAAACGAAUCUGGAGGUACUAAUUCUGAAGGACCUGUUGUUCCUACUCCUAAAGCUGCUGAACCUAGUCAACCUGCUGGUAGAACUGUUGGUGAUCCUCAACCUACUACUCCUACUGAAGGACCUACUCCUCAACAACCUAAAGAACAGUAUCAAGCACUAUCCACAGACUCAGACCCUCAUGGUUCUGGAAUUUGUGGAACUCCUGUUACUGCUUCUCAAGAACUUCAAGCUCCUUCUAGUGCUACUGGACCUACAGCUGGUGGAGAGUUGCCUCCUGGAUCUGCUAGUACAGAUGGUGAUAGUGGAUCUGACCAAGGUACUACUCAAGAAACUCCUCCUCCUGACUCUACUUCUCUUACUCAACAACUUGGCUCAUCUGAUCUAAAUCAUAAUACUGAAGCUCAAGCUUAUCAUGGAGCCUCAGACUCUAUUUCUGGAACUUCUGGUCCUGCCUCUUCUUCAGUCUCUUCUAAGAAUCCUACUGACAUAAAGACCAUCUCUAUUAUCACCUCAUCCGUUCUUGCCGCUUCAGGUUCUCUUACUGGAUUUGGCUGGUGGAUGUUUAAACGUUCUAAAGGAGACCCUUGGGUACGACAAAUAUGA